This is a messenger RNA of Cercospora beticola, 844 nucleotides long. RefSeq names its product TspO/MBR family protein. Lineage: Eukaryota; Fungi; Ascomycota; Dothideomycetes; Mycosphaerellales; Mycosphaerellaceae. Gene Ontology annotation, cellular component: mitochondrial outer membrane. The record is from RefSeq and is a predicted model, not a curated record.
CGCAUAUCGAUUUCCGCGUUCUUCUCAAACGAACACCACAUCAUCAAUCAAGAUGACAACGUACAUCCCGUCUCUGACGCUGCCAGCGUUCCUCUUCGAGCAGCCUGCUGCCGCCAUCCUCCUGCCUGUCGCCGCCGGCACCGCCAUUGGCUUCGCCAUAUCUCCAUCUGAGACGAAAGCGUCGUAUGCAGCGUUGCGCCAGCCCCCUCUGAGGCCGCCGCCGUGGAUCUUCGGUCCCGUUUGGACUGCAUUGUACAGUGCUAUGGGAUAUGCUGCCUACCGCGCGUGGACCAUCGGCACCGCCAGCAUCGAUCCUCGCGUAGUUAAUCUCGCAAAGCAUGGAGCAACUCUCUACACCAUCCAACUCGUCCUCAACUUGGCUUGGACGCCACUUUUCUUCGGCUUCAAGAAGCCUGUAGCGGCGAGUGCUGAUAUCAUCGCUUUAACUGGCACGGUUGGCUACCUUGCUUACAUCUGGGGCCAAGUGGACGAGACCGCUGGCUGGCUGCUUGCCCCGUACCUGGGCUGGUUGGCGUUUGCCAACUAUCUGUGUCAUGGCUGCGGUUACCUGAACGGCUGGAAUUUCGACAAACCUAAGAGUGCUUGAUGAUGUUGAAUACAUCACACGAACGUCGGCAGUCGCUCCGGUCUUCUGACGGCAGCCUCGAGUGGUUGUGUACCUGGUUCACUGUUUUAGGUACUGCUGUACAUUGGCAGCAAGUCCCCACUCUGCUGAUCAACUUGUAAAGCACUUGUGCAAUAUGCUCACCACGUCGCCUGCUGUCUUUGCGCGACAGCGCUGUCAAGCAAACUGCAUUUGAAACCUGUCAGAGACGACACAGAC